AUGGUGGCGCGGUGGCCGAAGCGCGGCCGCGGACUUGAACCCUCAAAUCCGGACGCUGUCCCGCGGCCGCCCUCCUCGGAUGUCGCGUCCGCCCCAGGGCCGGGCCCCGACUCGGACGCCCGCAAACAGACGGACGGCGUCGAGUCUAAAGGACGUCCGAAUGGUGGACUCUGCAAAGACCAGGUCACAGAAAAGUGUCCGCCGAGCUCAGGAACCGAUGCUGAGAGUGGGCAGUCUGCGGAACCGGAAGCGACGGAACCAAUGAAUACCUCUCCCAAGGAGGAACUAGGAGUGGGGUCAAAACACCUGCCAGGUAGGAUUUCGAAGACGGGUGCAGAAACGUCGCUCGGCACGGAAGCGGGAGGGGCGUAUCAACAUGGGGAAGCUGCUAAGGACACCGAAAAUCAAGCGGGCGUUUUGAGACGACUCAAAAGAGAACCAAACAUCGCAGACAUUGAGGACGGAAGGGGUAUAGCGUUCACAAGCGGAGUGACCGCGGCUGAUGAGGCCGCCAAACGCGGACGAGCGGCGGCCACGUGUCGCGGCGAAGAGGGAUCACGUGGUCCAGGAAAGCCACCGGAGCACGAAGACUGUGUCGACUGGGAUGCCGUGCUGGCUGCGAAUGAAGCGGAAAUUGCUGACGUGAUCAGAGAACGGGGCCAGCAGACACGGCUUGCUGCGAGGAUCAAGGCGUUCCUGGGCAAGGUGAGGGGCGACCAUGGCACCAUCGACCUGGAGUGGCUGCGCGAGUGCUCCCGAGAGCGCGCGAGCGCUUACAUCACUUCGUUGUACGGCAUGGGGCUCAAGAGCGCGGAGUGCAUCCUGCUGCUCUGUCUCCACAAAGCCGCCUUCCCGGUGGACACCAAUGUGGGCCGCGUCUCCGUCCGCCUGGGCUGGGUGCCGCUGGAGCCGCUUGACGAGGAGCUUCAGCUGCACCUGCUAGAACAGUACCCGAUUCAGAAGCGCAUCCAAGAGUACCUCUGGCGCCGACUGAGUCACCUGGACGUGGAGACCCUGUACGAAAUGCACUGCCAGCUCAUAACCUUUGGGAAGGUCUUCUGUACCAAGCGGGCGCCCAACUGCUUGGCCUGCCCGAUGCAGGGAGAAUGCAAGCACUUCGAGAGCGCCAGAGCCCACAAAGAGAGGCAGCUUUCGCGGCCGCUCCCUACUUUGCGCUCGGACCAGCCUCCUGCCCCUUCUCCGAAGGUCCCGGUUGAGCCCGCCGAACAGGACAUGCGCGCGCUGCGCGAGGCCGUCAGAGACGCGGCCGCUGAAGCGCGCAGCAAGGGCGUGGGCACCAUACAAAGGAGCGCGCGCACGCAAUUCUGGGCGCUUCCGCUCCUGCGUCCGGAGAAGCUGCGGACGGUGCGCCACGCCGUGCGGCUGCCAGACGACCACCCGGCGCUGCGAGGGUUUCUGAAACGCGACCCAGCGGAUUCAAUUCCGUAUUUUGCGGUUCUGUGGCCUACAAACCCCAUCUUGUACCCUCACCAAGGCCUCCAAGUCUUCCCGAAAGCGGCUCCGCUCGCCUUCCCCAUGUUUCUUCCUGCGGCGCGAAAGCCGCGAAGCCGAGAUGGGCGGCAGAACGUGGCGUCGAACCGAAAAAGGCCGGAAGAGGUUCUCGAGCAGCCGAACAGCGCUUCCUGCAGGAACGAGGAGGGAGUCAAAUCAAAACCCUUGUCCGAGCAAUCUGCAAUCAUGACCCGCAGCAGAAAGCAGAAGCUGGAGCAAGAAGAAGGUCAAUCGGCUCGGAAGAUAGGAAGCGGGGACUUUUCUGAGGACUUAGAAACUGUCGUACUUCACGAACGUGGUCCUCACAACGUCAACCCUGUCAAGAUAGAGGAAGACGGAUUUGUGACAGAUUCAGUCCAAAUCUCGACGAACUCUUCGAAGAAGCGGAGGGGUGGACGAGGCAGUGCGGCCCGGGCAGGGCUUUGUUCUGGCAGGGAGGGGUGCACAGCAGAGGUGACUGCGGGGCGGACUUGUGGAACCCUGAGAGCCCCCAACCUGAAGCCGGAAGAAACGGACGGUAGCAUUGUGAUCAGCAAACGAAAGAAAUAUUGGGACGACGGAGAGGGGCCAUUGUCGAAGCUGAAGCUGCCCAAAGAGGAGCCGGGGGAAGCUGUCCAGGCUGUCAUGAGCCGUAGCAGAACGAGGCGGUCGGAGCAGGAAAGCGGCACGCAGAGUGUUGAAUCGGAGGGUGUGCCGGGCGGUGGUUUUGCAAUGUGGGAGGCAGAUGAACAAGAUACCGAGAGGAGAAUGCCAAUUCAGAUUGGCCCUUUUGUUGGAGCGGCACGGGUAGCUGGGCUAAACGAAGAAGCGGACGGCAGUGUUGUGAAGACUCCCGUCCUGUGCCGGCCGAGAGGGAGCAGAGGUUACUCAAGGGGGGGUGCGGAUGCCGCGCUGGUCCUGGGGGUUCCGGAAACGGACGAGCGCCGGAAGGUUUCGAAGCGGAAGGAGAUCAACCUGGAAAGCGCAGCGGAUGAUGUGUUCCUUCAUACUCGCGCGCGCGCACGUAGCGUCAAAGAUGAGGCGGAGCACUCAGCGUUGCCGUGGGGCGCAAGCGACAGGGGGGCUGGUGGAGGUAGCAAGCCUGAGAGCAGGGCAAAGUGCGGGGUCCUCGUAAAUGAAGAAGAGGAAGGCGACGGCUUGGAAUUUGUUUGGACGGAGAAUAUCAGCCUCCGCGAGCAACUAGAGAUGCGGCAGGACCUGUGUGCGCAUCACGGACGGGAGGUGGUGAAGUUCAAGCGGCUCGCUAGUCUCACUGACGUGCCGGCCAUUGAUAGGAAGGAGACUGCGGGACUAGCGGAGAGGAAAGUUCGAGCGAAGUUUGAAGACAUGGGCGGAACGAUACCGGGUGAAAAAGCGGCUGGGAUGGUCCCCUGCGGUUGCAGCACUUGCGGCUGCCACGUGGAGGGAACGGUGUACUUCACCGUGCUGGUCCCCUGCCGGACCGCUCUCUCCGGCCGGUUCCCGCUGAACGGAACCCACUUCCAAGCAAACGAGCUCUUUGCAGACGACCGCACCUCUAGUUACCCCCCCGCCGCGCCCGCUGCCGACUUCGCGGACCUGCCCCGCACCAAGGUUUACUUUGGCACCGGCGCCGGGAGUCUGUUCAAGGGGUGCUCACAGAAUGAGAUUUCACAAGCUUUUGAGCACGGUUAUGUGUGUGUCCGUGGAUUCGACUCGGCGAAAGGUGCGCCGAGACUGCUGCACGGGAGGCUCCACGUAGGCAAUAGUGGGAAGCAGAUAUAG
Messenger RNA from Klebsormidium nitens, 3255 nucleotides. The record is from the annotation of a GenBank genome assembly. Lineage: Eukaryota; Viridiplantae; Streptophyta; Klebsormidiophyceae; Klebsormidiales; Klebsormidiaceae.